This is a messenger RNA of Pongo pygmaeus (Bornean orangutan), 3042 nucleotides long. RefSeq names its product zinc finger protein 709-like. Gene Ontology annotation, biological process: regulation of transcription by RNA polymerase II. Gene Ontology annotation, cellular component: nucleus. NCBI's taxonomy places the organism in Eukaryota, Metazoa, Chordata, Mammalia, Primates, Hominidae. The record is from RefSeq and is a predicted model, not a curated record. The transcript has 4 exons. Bases 1258 to 1887 code for a protein of 209 amino acids. Gene Ontology annotation, molecular function: DNA-binding transcription factor activity, RNA polymerase II-specific.
GCCAAGGGAUUCUUUAUUUAAAGUAAAUGUGUGGGGAUUGGGGAAGGGAUGGGUGGAGGUCUCAAUGCCGUUAGCCGUCAAUAUCAGAAUGGAGCUAGACUCUUAUUACACACGGUGAAGUCACUUUUAAGUGUCUGUGUUUGUGAACGGGGCUCACAGUUCCACGAGUGCCCUCUGGACUCAGGCCAAGUCCCUCGCCCCCGGAGGCGUCAGACCCUCUUGUUCCAAUCUGGACUUGCCUGGGUGACCCUCUUGCUGUGGACUUGUUCCUUAAAGGGUCACUACAUCUGGCAACUGAGGCUGGAAUUCGCCGCGUACACUUGUGUCCCCGCGUUCAGAAACAGCUGCGACAGGAUGCCAGAGUCCAUCGAGAGGCUGGGAACAAGUUCGGCUUCUACUCAACAGCCCCUCGCUGGGACUGGCUUCCGCCAGGACUGAAGCAGGGUUGCCCCAGCGACAUGACCUUUCGCAGCUCUGUCACUCCAUGUGAAGAGGGCGGGGAUUCGUGAACUGUCCAAUCAGAGGCGCCACGUGGAAGGUGGGUGGGGCAACGCGGCAUAAAAGAGGUGGGCGUCGUACGCCGUUACGCAGCGCGGUUGCUGGGCACCUCGACUAUCGCCGGACCGUAAUAGCUCCUGCUACGUGCGUUGUGAGCAAUGCUGCAUACAGGAGAUGAGGGAGGACGACCAGAUACCUGGAAGCCGGAAAAUGGACUCAGUGGCCUUUGAGGAUGUGGCAGUGAACUUCACCCAGGAGGAGUGGGCUUUGCUGGAUCCUUGGCAGAAAAAACUCUACAGAGAUGUGAUGCUGGAAACCUAUAGGAACCUGGCCUCAGUAGGGAAAAAAUGUGAAGAGCAUAACAUUGAAGAUCAGUCCAAAAACCAAGAGAGAAGUCUGAGGCACAUCACAUCUCACACUGGACACAAACCAUGUGUGUCAAGAUUACAGAGAAAAGCCAUAUAGAUGUAAGGAGUGUGGGAAUAUUUCCAGUCAUUUCAAAAACAUGAAAGAAAUCACAGUGAAGAGAAACCCUAUAAAUGUAAACAAUGUGGGAAACCCUUCAGUUAUCGUCAAUCUGUUCUUAGACAUGAAAGGACUCACACUGGAGAAAAGCCCUAUGAAUGUAAAAAAUGUGGAAAAACCUUCAGUAGUUUUACAGGUUUCCAAAUACAUGAAAGAACUCACACUGGAGAGAAACCCUAUGAAUGUAAGGAAUGUAGAAAAGCCUUUAUUUACCUUGCAAGCUUUCAAAGACACAUGAUAGUGCACACUGGAGAUGGACCUUAUAAAUGCAAGGAAUGUGGAAAAGCAUUCAAUUGUCCUAGUUCAUUUCAAGUACAUGAACGAAUUCACACUAGAGAAAAACCAUACGAAUGUAAACAAUGUGGUAAAGCCUUCAGUUGGCUGGGUUCCUUUCGACUACAUGAAAGAAUUCACACUGGAGAGAAACCCUAUGAAUGUAAGGAAUGUGAGAAAGCCUUCAUUUAUCAAACUACGUUAAAAGGACACAUGAGUAUUCACACUGGAGAGAAACCUUAUAAAUGUGAACAAUGUGAGAAAGCCUUCCUUUCUCUUGCAAGCUUUCAAAUGCACAUGAUAAUGCAUACUGGAGAUGCACCUUAUAAAUGUAACGAAUGUGGGAAAGCAUUCAAUUGUCUUAAUUCAUUUCAAAUCCAUGAAAGAACUCACGCUGGAGAGAAACCCUAUGAAUGUAAACAGUGUGGUAAAGCCUUUAUUUGUUCUAGUUCCUUUCGAAUGCAUGAAAGGACUCACACUGGAGAGAAACCCUAUGAAUGUAAACAAUGUGGUAAAGUCUUCAGUUGUUCCAGUUCCUUUAGAAUACAUGAAAGAAGUCAUAGUGGAGAGAAACCCUACGUAUGUAAAUGAUGUGGUAAAGACUUCAUUUGGCACAAUUCCUUUCGAAUGCAUGAAAGAACCCACACUGGAGAGAAACCCUGCGUAUGCAAGCAGUGUGGCAAAGCUUUCAUUUAUUGUACAACUUUUCAAGGACACAUGAGAAUGCACACUGGAGAGAAGCCCUGUAUGUGUAAAGAAUGUGGAAAGGCCUUCAGUCAUCCCAGUUCAUUUAGAAGCCAUGAAAAAAUACACCCUGGCAGAAAACUUCUUGAAAGUAAGUGGGAGUUGUCAACUUGCCCACCUCCUUACAAAAACAUGCAAUAAGAAUGUGCUAGAUAGAAAGCUUACAAAUGUGAGGAAUACAGGACAUUUUUCAAUUUUAACAAAUACUUUCAAAGUCACGUGAAAAUUCUCACUAGAAAGAAAUCCAGUAAAGGCAAGUUGAGGCAUACCUGUUUGUUAUUCAGGAAUUCACUAUAAGGUUAUAUUAGGGGAGGGGGUGCCAUGUUUAAAUUCAAUGGUAUCUUAAGGUAAAACUGUAAUUUAAGCCCCAGUAUUGAUUAAGGACAUGGAAAUUUGCCAACUGAUGCAUUUCAAUGGAUGUUGAAGUUAAUUCAGAGCCUGUUUUGUAGAGGUGUGAAACCCAAUCAGCACCCAUUUUUUUUUUGCUGUUAUUUUAAUAAACUUUGGAUUUCUAAUUUGAUCAAAUUAUGGACCUUUGUCUCAAUUUUUUUCUUUUUUCUUUUGGUGAUUGCAGGGUGAGGGAGAGGGGUGUUCUGUGUACCCUACUUAUAUUUAUAUCCUUCAUUCUCUAGAGAGCCUCAAAUCAGUGUCAUCAUGGUUAUGGGGCCUCCCUCAUGGCAGUGGUUGCUUUAGAGGGUUUCAGGACUGUGGGCUUAAGUCUGAUUUAAAUUAAGGGUGUCUCUCUAAAGUCUCUAUUCUAUUCCUUUACUCUGUUUUUUUUGUUUUUUUUUUUUCUCUUUUGAGACGGAGUCUCACACUGUCAUCCAUGCUGGAGCGCAGUGGCACGAUCUUGGCUCACUGCAACCUCCGCCUCCCAGGUUCAAGCGCUUCUCCUUGCCUCAGCCUGAGAUUACAGGUGCCCGCCACCACGCCUGGCUAAUUUUUUUGCAGUUUUAGUAGAGAUGGGGUUUCACUAUGUUGGCCAGGCUGGUCUUGAACUCC